Messenger RNA from Ornithorhynchus anatinus (platypus), 2388 nucleotides. Its product is annotated as G-protein coupled receptor 35. Gene Ontology annotation, cellular component: membrane. The transcript is spliced from 2 exons. NCBI's taxonomy places the organism in Eukaryota, Metazoa, Chordata, Mammalia, Monotremata, Ornithorhynchidae. Gene Ontology annotation, biological process: positive regulation of Rho protein signal transduction; phospholipase C-activating G protein-coupled receptor signaling pathway; chemokine-mediated signaling pathway. Bases 1137 to 2060 code for a protein of 307 amino acids. The record is from RefSeq and is a predicted model, not a curated record. Gene Ontology annotation, molecular function: chemokine receptor activity.
UCCUCUAAAUAGAUGACUUCCAGAAUGUACCAAAGGAGUUUCUGGGACCAAAAGUCUAAUGCCUUGGCCCUCACGAGAGUCGGGGCAGAGUUUACAGCAAGGAGGAAGAGUGCAAUCCUAUCUGAAAGCAAAGAUGGAAAAUUGUGGGACCUUUACUCAUAGGUACAGGCAGAAUUUGAUUAAUAGGGCCCUCUCCUUUUAGUCUCUCUAAUCCCCUAAUCUCUGUUUUGUGUUUCCUCACGCUCUCUUUUUCCUUACCGUGUUGUUGUUGCUACUGUGGCUGCUGCUGCUGCUGCUUCCUCCCUCCCUCCAUCAGAUUGCUCCCUGGCCUCCUGGAGGCAGGAGAGAUGAAAGGGAACAGGAACUGGCAGGGAAGGUUAAAAUGCAAAAAGGCUCCUGAAGGAAAUGUAGGAUGUCUAUUAUAUUCUGAGUGCUCUGAUGUAUCCGUUUCCGAAGACUGGUUGGCUCUUGAUUUGAUCAGAUUUUGAGCUCUAUUUAUAUUUGCAUUUUAGUCUUUUAGGGGCACAUGUCUAGCCUAGCAUUUGCUGGAUUAUGAGCUCCCUCAGAACAGGCCUGAAUCUUCAGAGAAUCUUAGAGUUAGUAGAGCAGGUUACAAGCCUCAGAAACCAUACCAGAAAGAUAGUAAUCACCACUUUUCUUAUAAAGCUAUCUUCAAGAGGGGAGAUUUUCCAGCUUCCCUCAUUAAGGUAGUCCCAUAUGUCAAAGUUUCAAUGCAACACCUAGUUCCAAACUAGAGAGUUUUCAAUAAAUAGUGAUCGAUUGUCUAAAAAACUGCAAUGCCCUCCUCCCCAUAAAGAAAAAAAAAGGCUAAAACUUUAAUCAAGGCCAGAAAAGACACUUUUCUAGUUAACAUGAAACAGAAGCGAGCUCAGCGAAUGGUGGGAUUGAAACAGUAUUGUGAUUCAUUGUUCAGGAUAGAGGGCACCAGAGAAACAGCAGGAGUGGAAGAUUUCAUUGCCCAGUUGUCAAUGUUGAGGACAAGGGAAGAGGAGGUUGGAUGUAUUGCACAGACUCUCGGGGAACUGAUCAUACUAGGCAAGAAAAAACGAAGACGUUAGUGAGGAGUUUUGAGGCAACAGCAGUUGGAACAGAGACCAGCAGCAAAGUCCUGGGUGAUGAAUUCCACAGUGAACUGCAGCUUUGCAGCUCCCAGUAUCACUUCAGAAAUUAUUUACAUAAGCCUCCUUUUGAUUUUUGGCAUCCUAUUGAAUGCUGUCGCCCUGUGGGUCUUCUGCUACAAAAUGAAACGUUGGACAGAAACAGGCGUCUACAUGGCCAACUUGGCCAUGGCUGAUCUCUGUCUUCUAUUUGCAUUGCCUUUUGUGAUCUGGACUCUGAAGAUGAAAGAUUCUCAAGACACCCUUCUCUGCAGGAUCUCUCAGAGCAUUUAUCUCAUGAACAGACAUAUGAGCAUUUACACCGUCACCCUGAUUGCCCUUGAUCGCUACAUUUCAGUCAAAUAUCCGCUGAAAUCAAGGAUUCUUAGAUCUCCCAAGAAAGCAGCUUUGGCUUGUGCACUUCUCUGGAUCUUUGUCAUCAGUCUUGUAUCUAUUCUGUACACUGUACCUUUCCAAGAGGGAAACUUCUGUUUUGGAUCCAAGGCCAGAAACCCAAACAUCAUCGUAUUUUCUCUGCUUGGAUUUUUCAUCUCACUAGUCAUUUUGACCUUUUGCUCAAGCCAAGUCAUCAUGAGCCUAAUCAAGAAAAAGAAGACAGAUCCCUAUGAAGAACAGUUGAUCAAGAAAGCAGUCUACAUGGUUUCGGCAAAUCUGAUUGUCUUUGUAAUCUGCUUUCUACCUCUGCACAUUGCACUGUUGAUUAGAUAUGUGAUUGAACUAAAAAGUUGUUCUGCCCUGGAAAGAAUUUUAAUGUUUAUCCUGAUAUCCUCACGUUUAUCCAAUGCCAACUGCUGCUUGGAUGCUAUUUGCUACUACUUUGUGGCCAAGGAAUUUCAGCAAGCUUCAGAUUUAUCCAUGCCCACAGUUACAAAGUCCAAAUCAAACAGAAGUCAAAACUCCCAAGGUGAAAUUUUAUCUUAAUAGAAGCAGAAACAGCUUCUACCUUGAAAACUUCCCCAGUUCUGGGUUUCAGGAAUGGCCUUAGACAAACACCAUGUGCUCAGAAGAGCCCGCUUCUACUCUGCCAUCUAAUAAUGGGUUGGGUUUUUGGAAAUUGAAUAGAUAUGGUCAGCGGAGAACUAAAGAGGUAGAUUUUGUGCCUUUGGUGUCUCAAUAUUGCCCACUCCUGAAAGACCAACUGGAUAGUGAUUUGGAAAGCCCAACAUGGAUUGGGUCUCAUUCAGUCAUAUUUAUUGAGUGCUUGCUGUGUGCAGAGCACUCAGCAUGGCGUAGUGGAUAGAACACUGGC